GGACAGACACCAUGGUCUCUUCCUUGGUGGAGAGAGAGAGAGUAUGUGUGUAUAGCGCGGCCAGCCUCUGCAUCCUCGCCACACACUCUCGCAUGACCGCAGGAACACGACCCCACUCCCCCUGUCCCUGCCCCUGCCCCUGCGACUCGACACCUGGACGCGCAUAGGUACAGACGAGAUAGGCAGGCACACACGAUGAUCGACCACCUGCUCGGCCGCCCGUCAACGCGGCUGAAGCGCCUGCAGGUCUGCGCUGUCAUUGUCUUUUGGCUCGCCGUACUGCGCCGCACCGACCGGCGGGGCCCCAAUGUGCGGGUUCUGCGCUGGUGCACGCGGCGCGCGCAGCGCUACUCUCCCUGGCAGCUGACCGUCGCCGUACUGACCGCAGUGUACGCGCUGCGGCACGCCGAUGCGAUCCUCGGCGUCGCAGCGCCCGAGCCGCUGGCGCGCAUGUACUCGCGCCCGUUCUACCGUGUCACGUGGAUCGUCACUGCUCUCGACGCUGGGUUUGCAUCGGCCAUGCACCUGCGCCCGGCUUGGCUGCGCGACGCGGCAUCGGUCGUCUUCUCGCUGUACUAUCUGAUCUACGCCGAUGAAGCGGACGAGAAGCUGCGCAAGUACCGCGCCUUUUGCACCGUCGGCAUGCUCCGCGCCACCUGGCACAAGACGGACAACCCGUACCUCCGCGCAUUGACGCGCCUCACCUGGCACCGCCCCCGGAUGGUCCAGAAGCUGCUCCUCCCGCGCCCCGAGCUCGGCGCACACGCCACCCGGCCCGUGCAGGUCUGGCUCUUCUACGACGGCACCGACGCCGACCUCCGCCACGAGCAGCAGCUCCUGCUCGAUAUUCCCGGCGGCGGAUACAUUUCCAUGACCCCACAGCACCACGAGGAGCGGCUGCGGCAGCUCGCCAAAGAGACGCGUCGGCCCGUGCUGGCAGUCGACUAUGGCAAGGCACCCGAACACCCAUUUCCCUACGCGCUCGAAGAGUGCUUUGAUGUCUACCGCUCCCUGCAAGAGUCCCGGGGUAGGAUCAUCGGCAUGAGCAGCAGCAGCAGCACAAGCACAGCCGAAGCAUUCGGCAUCCUCCUCUGCGGAGACUCGGCCGGUGGCAACCUCGCGUGCGGCGUCACGCUCAAGAUCAUCGAGUACCCCCAGCCGCACAUCCGCUCCGCCUACGCCCGGCGCGCAAGCGGUGGGCCCGGGUCAGCACCGCCGCCGCUCGCGCGCCCGAUCGGCCUGCUGCUUGCGUACCCGAGCCUCAACUUUGCAUUCACCAGCUGGAUCAAGCCCGAGUUCCUCCGCGUCCUGCGCCAGCAGAGCGAGAUGAACCUCCACAGCAUGGCCACGCCCGCUGAGACCGCUGGCCGUCUCGCAGCCGCGAGCAGCCCGCUCAACCCCGCCGCGCGCAGCCAGCCCGCGCGGCCGACCUCGGCAGAGCGAAGGGCCUCCGUCGCCACGCCACCCCCCGGCUCGGCGCUGGCCACGGGGGGUGACACCGGUUCAGGUGCAGGCGAAUCCAAGGCUGUGAGGCAGCACGACAUGCGAGCCGACCGCUCGUUCAGCAGCCUUGCAGCGCAGGCUGAGCUCCAUCUCGCAGAGCGCGCGCGCUUCGCCGAGGCUGAGCCAGCUACUUCGGACGACCAGCAGUCGAUCUCGGGCGAGGAGCAAGGGGAUAAUGAAGAAGCGACGCCGGUGUCUGCGGCAGUAUGGUCGCGCAUCGAGAGCGACGAGCUCGAUACGCUGCGCACCGAGUGUCCGGACCUGCACCGCAGCGCGUCGAUGGACCGCGCACGCAUGGAGCACGCCGAGCGGCAGCGUCAGCUCAACGAGUUUGCCCGUGCCGAGGACAGCGACCGGGAGGCGCGCAAGGUGCAUAAGGCACCCAUCAACACACGCCUCACCAUGACGUCCAUGGCGGGCUACUUUCAGGACCGCAUCAUCACGCAGAGCAUGCUCCGCGCCAUGGCCAUUCUCUACAUUGGCCCGCGCAAGCAGCCCGACUUUGAUCACGACUACAUGCUCAGCCCGCUCAUCGCGCCGCCGCGGCUGCUCGCAGAGUUCCCCCCAACACUUUUCAUCUGCGGCGAGAAGGACCCGCUUUGCGACGACACUGUCGUCAUGGCCGGCAGGAUCCGUGAGGCCAAGGUUGCGAAGAAAGCUGAUCUGGAACGGCGUCGCGCUGGGCGCAGUGCGCGCUUUGGGGAGGCGCUGCGCAUGAGCCAGGGAGGCGCGACUGCACGGGCACAGAAGCAGCAGCGCGAUCCGAUCGAGGACGAGGACGUCAGCGAGACGGUCCAGAUGCGCAUCAUCGAGGGUUGGAGCCACGGCUUUCUGCAGAUGAGCUCGCUGCUGCCGGAAGCCAAGCAGGUCAUCACAUUCCUCAGCACCUGGGUCGUUGAGACGUUUGAGGUACAUGCCGAGCAGACCGCUGCGGCUCAGCAGGCUGCGCCCCCGCUGGCCUGUCCUCCUCUUCCUUCUCCUGUUUCUUCUCGUGCCGGUCCGUCGGCACCAUUGAUGCAUCGCGCGCGAAAGGGCCACGCCGCAGUGGUGCCACCAUCCGCACCCGCAUCUACUGCUGUCGCUGCUGCUGGUGACCCGCACCAGGCCGACGACGCGGAUGACGAGGAGCCGCUGUCGUUCAUCCCCAAGAGCACACGCUCACCAUCUAGUUCCAUGCGCGGAUCUCCGGUCCCCAAGCCUGUCCAGUUCGCAGCGGCCACAUGCCGGACAGCCGAAGCCACGCCAUCGGCUGCAAGCGUCAACGCACGUGCGUACUCGCAGGAGAGCAACCCACUGGUGUUUCCACCCUCGGCGGCAUUGAGCAGCAGCAACGGCGGCGGCGGCGUCUCCCUUGUUCUGGCACCUCCCCCUGAAUCGCUCAAGGACGGACAUGCGGCAGCCGCAAAUGGCAGGCAAGUAGCUUCCGAAAUGGGCGAUGUAUGCUCCAACUCCAACUCGCUCCGCCGUGGCUCUAAGACAGGCAUGACGACCGAGGCAGAGGAGCGCUACAAGUCGCUGCUAGUCAACGAGCACAGUCUGCUGCAGCGCCGACGCGACGAGGCCGUCUUCGGACUUGGCGAGACGGCCAGCGGAUUGCACUCCUCUGACGACGAACAGGGCGACGACACAGGGCGGUGUGCGACGGCGGGCAGCGGCAGACGCGCGCACUAGCGCUGGCAUCACUACCACUGGCCUUCUCCAUACGCUGCCCCUAUCAGCUCCCUUUCUCUCCACUUGCUGGGAUCCCCACUUUCGCUGCUUCGCCACAUUAGGCUCUUUGAUUGUUUACAAUGACCCGACACAGACCUGGCUGCACGCAUCGCAAGCAAUUCAUCCGUUCCGUACGCAUCUGUUCCGGACGUUACUCCGCCCUUCAUUCUCGCCAUUCUUUCCCAGCUAAUAUGCAUCCAUCCACUGAGCACAUUACCGAGCCUCUAGCAUCGUCUGAUACCAGCUCAUAUCAUACCUGUGCAUGUCAAUGUAAAGCAAGCAACCAUUCCACCAUCGCCAGUUCAGCACAGUGCGUCUGCGUGUGGUAGC
Molecule: messenger RNA, 3543 nt
Organism: Tilletiaria anomala UBC 951
Lineage: Eukaryota; Fungi; Basidiomycota; Exobasidiomycetes; Georgefischeriales; Tilletiariaceae
Product: alpha/beta-hydrolase
Exons: 4
Coding region: 196-3174 (992 amino acids)
Biological process (GO): triglyceride catabolic process
Cellular component (GO): cytosol
Molecular function (GO): sterol ester esterase activity; triacylglycerol lipase activity
Source: RefSeq, a predicted model, not a curated record